AUUGGAGUAGGAAGGAGAUGGACUGAAGAGUGGUUUGCAAACCAAAGCAAUGUUCUUUUAGCUAUCCAACAAGGUAUCAGUAACAGGAUAAAUUAUUUUUUAUUAUAUUACUAUGUAUUUGUAUCUAUACCAGGGGUCUCCAACUCCGGUCCUGGAGAGCUACUAUCCAGUAGGUUUUCUGUCCCACUUGGCUUCUGAUGAGUCACACCUGUUCCUGAUAUUUACCUGAGAGCAGGAGUGGCUCCUCAGAAGCCAGGUAGGAUAGAAAACCUACUGGAUAGUAGCCGUACAGGACCAGAGUUGGAGACCCCUGAUCUGUACUACUGUUAAAAUUUUGAGAAUUUAUAUAUUAAUUUAUUUAUAUGUACAAACACACAAAAAAUGAAAAGACAGCACAUAUUAAAUAAUUUAUUGGUUAUACUGCAUGGUAUUAUGUUUGCAUCACUAUUACAUCACUAUUUUUUGUUUUUAAAAAUAAGGUAGAUAAUUUGAAUACAUUUAAUGAGACAUGAAUUUGCAUAUGAAAUUCUUUGCAGAUGUAGUGUGUAUAUAUACAAUCAAAUAUUCAUUAUAUAAUAGUAUAAAUAUAGAUGAUCAGCAGUACCACCUUAACUCAGUAGGUAAGCUCUGUUGCUUCAAAUCUACACCAUUCUCUGUCUGGAGUUUGUGUGUUUUCACUUUUUGAUGUAGGUUUCCUCUGAGAUGUCUGGUUUCCUCCUGUAAGCCAAAUAACAUCUUUAGAUUGCCAGUAAUGUCUAAGGAUUUGUAUGUAAGUGGCCUGCGGAGGACUGGCAUCCCAUCCAUUGUGUAGCCCGGGUUUGAGCUCUGUGCUGCCUGGUUCUCUGUAACCCUGAUCAGAAUAAGUGGUCAGAGGCUCAGUUGUCCUUCCAAAUUUUUCCAUUAUCAUGUGCUUUUUGAUGCAUUGUAUUUCAUAUACAAAAAUUAUUACAAAAUAUACAGAGUAAAUACAAAUUCCUGUACAUUGUUCAUGUUUGCUUCUACACACACACACGUUUGUAUUAAUAUCUUUGUGAGGACUCUCCAUUGAAUUCUAUGGGAAAAACCCUAAUCUCAACAAUGCCGACGUUAAACCAUACCCAGGCCUAACUUGAAACGUUAAACAACCAAACAAAAUGAAAGACUUUUGGCAUUUUUAGGUUUUUGAUUGCAUUCACAGACUUUUAUAAAAUUGAGGUUUAUGUUGUGGGGACCUGAAAUAUGUCCUGAUAAGCUAAAAUGUAAGAGAUUUUACCACAUUGUCAGGGCAUCUAGUCCUCACAAUAUAAUAAUAACAUAAUACACACACACACACACACACACACAUACAUACACACACACACACACACACACACACACACACACACACACACACAUAUAUAUAUAUAUAUAUGAUCAUUUUAACAAGAAAUUAAUACUGAGCAUAGAAACUUCUCUGUUAUUGCCACAUUAGAGCCUACAGGACAUAUCCAACUUCUCAAAUUGCUCUGACUUGAUUUUGUUUCACUUGUCUUCCAGUUUUUUCCACAAUUUGGUAAAUAUAGUGGGUUUGUUUGCUAUAAUUUUCUCGCCAAUUACCUUCCAGAGAUUCUUGAUAGGGUUCAGAUCAGGGCUCCGUAUGAGAGGCCUGACUCCUGCCGCAGAGAACACACCCCACACCAUGACACUUACCCCUCCCAUCUUGUCUGACUUCAUCACACACUUCUGGUGGAGUGUUUUCUCAGUUCAAUAGUAAAAACAAUGUUUCCCAUCUGAACCAACUAAAUUCACUGAAACUUUGUACCAAGUUCUCCUCUGUUCACACAACAUGCUCUUCAGCUAACUGUUACUAACUGAACUUGACUGGUCUGCACAGAGCCCUGACCUCAACCUGGCAGAACACCUUUGGGAUGAAUUACAACUGAGAUUGUGAGCCAGGCCUUCUGGUCCAACAUCAGUGUCUCACACAUGCUGUCCUGUAAGAAUGGUCAAAAAUUCCCAUAAACACAGCUAAAACUGUUAUAGCUGCAGAGCCUGGGACAACUCCAUAAUAAAGCCUAUGUCUUAUGAAUGGGAUGUCAAUUCAUGCGUGUGUAAAGGCAGGUGUCCCAAUAAUUUUGGCAUUGUAGUGUACAUAAUUCAUCCCAAACAAAAUUUAAGGCUGGGGUGACAUCACAGUGUUUCAGUCACCAUGGUGAGGUCCACUAUCUUGCAAAAUGCCUACAAAUGUUGCCAAAUGGACUAGAGUAUCCAGAUAUAUCAAGAUAUUUCAGAUUAGAUAUUCCAAAAACUAUGUAAUCUAUAUAUAGUCAAAUAUAACAAAUUGUUCUCUAAUUUUUAUUGCAUACCUUCGAAUAUUUUUGUUUAUACCACUUACUAUGUGGUGUAGCCUUCACUGAUGAAAUGUGAUUAAAAUAUGUCUUUUCCAUCCAUGUUUGAAUAACUUUGAAAUUGGAUAAGCUGUGUAUAUUUGACUUUGUAUAUUACAAAAAUGUCUCCUGUUCUUUCGAUCGCCACUCUGGAUGACUGGAUAUGCCAAGAAUUUCCCAAAAAAAAAACACUCAGGAGAGCCCAGCUUCAGGAAGGAGUUCCUCACUGUCCUGCAAAUAACAUGGAGUGUUUUAGGGUGGGGGCCAUGAGCUAUGCUUGCGUUUGCCAACAGACUGUUUUGCCAUAUUACACAUGUGGAAGCAAUGUGCAGAAGACCCAGCUUUUGUGGGAACAGUGGUGGUGGCACUUGAGAUGAAGUGAUAUGAUCUGUCUGACAUGAAGUGUGCGAAGAACAGGAAUACAAAGUGAUCCAACCUCUUUUGGAAGUAUUUCAAGGAAGAUCAGGUUUCAUUCAGCAUCAAGUGGAAGAAACAGGAGAAAUGGGACAGAUGUCUGUUUUCCAGCUUCCCAAACAGCCAGGACAGAGAACAUCCACGGAUAUGGUGAUUCACAUCUACAUAUUUCUCAGCUUGUUUACCAUUAACAGUAUUCUUGGAAGCUGCCCAAAUGCUUGCCAGUGUGAACAAAACAUAAUGAUUUGCUCUGGUCAUCUGGUCAUAAAGUUCCCAGCAUUCUUGCCUCCAGCCACCAUGGAACUCUUAAUAGUUAAAAGCAACAUCUCAUUAUUAACACCAAGUGAUUUUGACAAUGGCUUUGAAUCUCUUUCUGGUUUUGUAGUAAAAGACACGGAAUUAGCUGAAAUUUUGCCUGGAACAUUUGAUCGUACUCACAGACUUAAAUUGGUAGGCUUUCAGGGAACUAACCUGCAAGAUCUGCCUUCAGAACUAUUCCAGGAAAUGCAAACUCUUGAAUCACUCAUCCUGAGCAACAACAAAUUUCAAGACUUUCACCCAGCUCUGUUCUCCCCUCUGACUGCCCUCAGAAAGCUUGACUUGAGCAAAAAUAUCCUCACCUCAAUCCCAACAGGUUUUCUGCAUAAGCUAUCUAAUCUCCAGCACCUCUCACUGGCUAGGAACAGCAUCAUGUAUCUUUCAGAAGAAACAUUUCAAGGGCAAAGGUUGCUAAAGAUUCUCAGACUAAAUCAUAAUGCCAUAAAAGGGAUUCCAGCAAGCUGUUUCAGUGCUCUUGUUAACUUGGAAGAACUAUCCUUACAGGAAAAUCAAAUUGAACAUCUUGCACCCCAGCUGUUCUCCAACCAGUACAAACUUAGGAAGCUGUUCCUAUCUAACAAUCGUUUAUCAUUAUUGCCUGAGGGCAUCUUCUUAAACCUUCCUAGGCUUAUUCAAAUAUCCCUCCAUCAAAAUCAACUUCAGGAAUUGUCCACUGGAGUUUUUGGUCCCAUGGUUCUCCAGGAACUCUGGCUAUAUGACAACAGACUGACCCAUGUGGGAGACAAUGUGUUCAGCAACUUGACUCAGCUGCAACUUCUUGUUUUGAGUCGGAACCAGAUCAGUUCAGUAUCGAGUGGUGCCUUCAGUGGACUCAUAGAGCUGAGUGAGGUGUCCCUGCACACUAAUCGUCUUACGAGCCUUCAGGAGUGCACCUUUAGUGCACUGCCCAAACUGGUGAAUAUCUCGCUUGAGCACAACCAAAUUCAAACUCUCCCCUGGAAAGUAUUUCAGAACAUCUCUAAACUGAAGCAGGUAGACCUCUGCAACAAUUCCCUAUCAAGCUUGCCACUGGAACUUUUAGAUACAUUUCAGAUGAUUGAAGAGGUUAUCCUCUCUCAGAACCCCUGGAAUUGUAACCAGGACAUCCUGCCUCUCCGAGAUUGGCUGAGGCAAAACUCUUUCAAGGUGCUGAAUUCCAGAAACCUGUUAUGCUUCCACCCUCCUGCCCUGCAUAAUAUGAGUAUUUUUGACCUUACCAAUGAAGACUUGAUGGUAUCACUGACAAGCACCAGUCCUACAUCCACAUCAAAUAUUAGUGCUACUAGUUCUACAUCCAAACCAAAUAUUGCACCAGAAGGGAAGGGAAGGACUAAUUACAACCAUGUGCUUCAGACGGGCCUUUCCCAAAACACUUUAUUCAUCAUCAUGACAAUUUGCACAGUUAUCAUUGCCAGUACAGUCAUCUGCUGUAUUUAUCGAAUGAGAAACAUGCACUCCAGUCAGAACUUACAGCAAGGUAAUAAAAACUGUCAUAUAGACUUUUGCAACACUUGACUCACACAUGCCUAAAGUGUAAUUUGAGAUUCAUUUUAAGAAACUUUAGACAAAGAUAUGUUCUACAAAAUUAACUCAUGAAGGUGAUAAAUCUUUCCAUCUUAGAAUAUUUUCUUGUAAUGGAAAAGUCAUUUUAGUUUACUUGAUCUUUAGUACAGUUUACGUACAGUAGUGAUCUCCCAAGCUUUACACUGUGAUCUGUUUCUGAUUGUGAUCUAGUUCAAAAGAUGAGAUAACAUACUUUGCUUCCCGGAGAGGGGACAUGAGCUCUAAUGUAUAAUAAUCACAGUUGCAUUACUUUAGAUCUAUCCAGAAAGUUUAACACGUCAUACCCUGAACUGAAAGGAAUGUGUGUUUGCAUGAUAUCUGUGAAAUAAUAUAAACUAACCAAAUGUCAUAAGUUUCAUUUACCAAAUAUUCAGCUUUUCAUUAUUGGCUAAAAAACAAAUAAAAAGCAAACAUCUGCUUUGUAAGCUUU
Messenger RNA from Brienomyrus brachyistius, 5070 nucleotides. Its product is annotated as leucine-rich repeat-containing protein 15-like. The coding region runs from base 2847 to 4592 and encodes 581 amino acids. The transcript is spliced from 2 exons. Gene Ontology annotation, molecular function: protein binding. Lineage: Eukaryota; Metazoa; Chordata; Actinopteri; Osteoglossiformes; Mormyridae. The record is from RefSeq and is a predicted model, not a curated record. Gene Ontology annotation, cellular component: extracellular matrix; plasma membrane.